Messenger RNA from Peronospora matthiolae, 1290 nucleotides. The record is from the annotation of a GenBank genome assembly. Lineage: Eukaryota; Oomycota; Peronosporomycetes; Peronosporales; Peronosporaceae.
AUGAGCUUUGCGCUGCUUCACAGUGUAACGCAGGGCAUCAAUGUUUACGUGACCAACAAUUGCGAAGAGAGUAUGAUAUUGGCGCAUGUUACGCCCGGCGGCGUGUCGACGGACGAACUUUCCGCGGGGGGGUCCAUUACAAAGGUGAUGCCCAUCGGCACUGGCUCCCACGUGUUCAAGUCGGGCAUCGGUGCCCAAGCUACUUUGGCGGAAUUCUCGACUCAAGGAGGCAAAUGUUGGGUCGAUAUCAGCAUUAUCCCCACCAGCGAGAAGAGUGGCCCUGACUUGUGUACGAGCCUUGAUCAUUGCAAGGAGUAUACCGGUGGCGUGGGCUUCAACGUCCCGAUCCAGAUCACGCCUCACACACCAGACGGCGAUCGCUGUAUUGAACUCACGUGCAUGGUCGAUGGAUGCCCUCAAGCAUAUCAGUUUCCUAAGGACGAUGGGAAAACUCACUGCUGUCCUUUAAGCACGGACUUUGACUUGACGUUCUGUCCUGGUGGCUCUGGAAAAAAAAACGUGCCACCUCCGGUGUCGCCUCCAAUGGCUCCAGCGCCGGCACUGACGGAAGCUCCGCCGCCAGCUCCAACGGAUCCUCCGACGCCACUACCGACACCGAUUCAGGUGCUUUUGCCCCCUACGACCCCUUCGGCGGAACAGACGACGCCAAUUGUUGAUGCUGGUGAAUCACCCGAGCAAGAGGAGCCGGAGAAGCAAGAGGAGCCGGAGAAGCAAGAGGAGCCGGAGAAGCAAGAGGAGCAGGUGGAGCCGGAGAAGCAGGAAGAGAAGCAGGAAGAAAAGGAGGAGACGAAGGAGGAGGAUCAGAAGAGUACUGAGCAGGUGGCCAAGACCUCUGAUUCGAGUGCUCCAGCUGGUGGCAACAAGUUGCGCAAAAGCGGCUAUGAAAAUGUACCGCAGCAGAAGUCUGGGAUCGCAGGAAGCUCUUCCUUGCAGAAGUUGACGACAGAAGGGACGCCGCAGCAGCCAGCGGUGACCACCGAGAAGCAGCAGACUGGGGGGGAGCCUUCUGCACCUGUCGCUGCAACUGGAGUGGUAGAGAAGGUGCAGCAGGUGAAUAACAAGUCGGUGGAGAGCAGUACGAACAGCACGCCGUACGUCGUGUUGUCUGUUGGGGGUUUUGUGGGCUUGGUGGCUGCUGCUGCUAUUGUGGUUGUGCGGAAGAAGAAGGCCGAGCUGGACGAACUUGAGGCGAAGACCCCGCUUUCGGCUGGUGCCCAUGGCGUUAUGGCCGGUUUCAGCACCCCUCGGGACAAUAUCAGCGUGCUGUGA